AAAGACACACGAAGAAGAGGCGUAGUUUAGACACACAACAAGCAGCCCAGGGCACUUACACAACCCACUGUGUAUUUCCGUGUUACUUCCUUGUUCUGUCUUAUCUUUGGUAUUUUUCUGGAGAGAAAUGUGUAGACAGCGGUAAUUUUGGGGGGAUUCGGCUACUUAUCAAUGCGAGCGACAGAUACGCAUAAUAAUUGUUUUCUUUAGAUCCCCGCCUUGCGGUUACUGAUUCGUCAAGACCCGCUGAGGUGAUCAGGAGCUGUAGGACUUCUUCACCCCAGUACUUCUCGUCGAUGGCAGACUCCCGAGAAAGACGGAAAACCGGCGAAGAUGAGCCUCAGGGUGCAGUCGGGGGUGAAGAUGUCAUCGACGACAGAAUUAUGGAACAAGGAGCUGUUGUUUUAAGAGGGUAUGUCAUAGAGAGGGUCAGUGCAGAAAACCCAGAGAGACGUUUGAUUCCAGAGGACCUUGGUGGCAGACCCAACGAACUAGAGGACCACCAAGUCAAAGACGUGGUACACCAGCUGCUGCUGAUCGCUGAUGACCUGAACAGAAAUGCUGAGCUACAACACCUAAUAAGCACAGUCCAGGUAAACUGUGUCCAGGAUGUGUUCUUCUCAGUGGCCAGGGAAAUCUUUGCAGAUGGUAUCAACUGGGGCAGAGUGGUCUCCCUGUUUCACUUGGCCUACAAGCUUAUUUACAAGGCACUGACACAGAACCACUUAGAAAUCAUCAAGAAGAUUAUUAGCUGGGUAUUACAGUUCAUCAGGGAAAAUGUCUCCGCUUGGAUCCGACAGCAGGGAGGAUGGGAGGCGGUUGUUAGCACCGUGUCACAUUGGCGUACUGUGUCGCUUGUGGCUGCAGUGGCUUUCGUGAUGGCCGUGGUUUACUGGAGGAAAACACGCUGACAUCAUCUCAGGAAGUGCCCUUGGUGAAAUCAAAGUGCCCUUAAAAUGUGGACAGUUCUCUAGGAAGACAGGUUAAUGUGUUAUGUCCUGUGCAGUUGAUUUGACUUUGGGGCAAAGGUGACCUAGUAAUCUUUAUUUUUAUAUGUGUAUAUAUAUAUAUGAUGAAUUGAUCUGAAAAGGGACAGUCAGGGGCUUUUUGGUACAGUACUCCAAACUGAGCAAGUAUUUAUUAGUACCAAUGUGAAAUGGAAUUUUUCUAUUGCUCAAAAAAUAACCUUGUAAGGUGUUUUAUUGAACAAUGUUUUAUUGGACAUUAGAUGUUUUAUUGAAUCCCAAAUCUUCUAUUGAUUUGGAAUUAAAAGUAAACCACUACUAUUUUUUCACAGCUCUAAAUCGGUAUUAUAUACAGUGGGGCAAAAAAGUAUUUAGUCAGCCACCAAUUGUGCAAGUUCUCCCACUUAAAAAGAUGAGAGAGGCCUGUAAUUUUCAUCAUAGGUACACUUCAACUAUGACAGACAAAAUGAGGGUGAAAAAUCCAGAAAAUCACAUUGUAGGAUUUUUAAUGAAUUUAUUUGCAAAUUAUGGUGGAAAACAAGUAUUAUACAAUUUUGUUUCUGGUGUCCUUUGACAGCUCUUUGGUCUUGGCCAUAGUGGAGUUUGGAGUGUGACUGUUUGAGGUUGUGGGCAGGUGUCUUUUAUAAGGAUAACAAGUUCAAACAGGUGCCAUUAAUACAGGUAACGAGUGGAGGACAGAGGAACCUCACAGGUCUGUGAGAGCCAGAAAUCUUGCUUGUUUGUAGGUGACCAAAUACUUGUUUUCCACCAUAAUUUGCAAAUAAAUUCAUAAAAAAUCCUACAAUGUGAUUUUCUGGAUUUUUCACCCUCAUUUUGUCUGUCAUAGUUGAAGUGUACAUAUGAUGAAAAUUACAGGCCUCUCUCAUCUUUUUAAGUGGGAGAACUUGCACAAUUGGUGGCUGACUAAAUACUUUUUUGCCCCACUGUAUAUGUAUCUGAAUGGACCAAAUGUAUUUUAAAUCGUGGCAAUCAUGCACACAUGUUUAAUAAAAAUACCUUUGCCAAAGCAAA
Molecule: messenger RNA, 1997 nt
Organism: Oncorhynchus keta (chum salmon)
Lineage: Eukaryota; Metazoa; Chordata; Actinopteri; Salmoniformes; Salmonidae
Product: apoptosis regulator BAX-like
Exons: 6
Coding region: 297-911 (204 amino acids)
Biological process (GO): extrinsic apoptotic signaling pathway in absence of ligand; mitochondrial fusion; positive regulation of apoptotic process
Cellular component (GO): mitochondrial outer membrane
Molecular function (GO): channel activity; protein homodimerization activity; protein heterodimerization activity
Source: RefSeq, a predicted model, not a curated record